GGGAGGUUCCGGCUCAGGCGGGGAGGGGGCUCGGGCUCCUGCUGCGCGUCUGUCACCGGAAGCGGGCUUUGGAAUUUCUCAGUCUCUGACUAGCGAAGCGGGAGGCUGUAAACAUUCGGCCACGAGGAGCGGGUAAACCGGGCGAAAUGUUGCUAUUUUGCCCAUAAUCAUCGCAGUUUCCCGCUCUGUCUUAGGGUUGAGGUGCUGAGCUGUCCACAGCGCUUCUGCUAUUGACCAGAACAGCUCCGUUCGAAGAACUAAACCUACUAGCAUGAGCUAAAGUGUCAAAAUGCAAAGGAAAGCAUCAACAUGUCUGUAGUUCACACUGGGGGUGGAUCUGUCCGUAAAGCAAAGAAAAUUACGGUAAAAACAUCUUUAAAUAAUCCAUAUGAUAUCAGGUGGAAUACUCUAGAAGGAGAUGAUAUGUACUUUAUACUCCAGACGUUGGUAGAAAGGAUUAAGCACAUUGGAUUUAAAAAGAUUGAGACUCCAAGAAGGAAAAAGCGUUCUAUUGCAAAAAGGAAAAUUAAAGAAAAAUGUGAUGCUAGUUGUAGUGAACUUCCGAAGGAGAAGGAAACGGACCAUAUUCAACAAGAACAAGGAUGGACUGACUUAAACAUCAGGAAACAGCUUGCUAUUGGAAUCAAUGAGGUUACUAGAUCUUUGGAAAAAAAUGAACUACUUCUGAUGCUGGUGUGUAAAUCUGCAAAACCUACUCUGAUCACCAUGCACCUUAUUCAGCUCAGUGCAAGUCGAGCAGUCCCAGCUGGCCAGGUUCCACGUCUUAGUGAAAGCAUAGCACCUAUUCUUGGCUUAACAUCUGUUCUAGCACUAGGUUUUAAAAAGAAUUCUGUCACUUUUUCUGAAGAAGUAGAAGCUAUAAUUCCACGGAUACCUAGCUUGGAUGUGCCCUGGAUUCACCAUAGAAGUGAGCAGCUUAUGGCAGAGGCAUAUACUGAUCCUUUGGAAAUUGAAGAUGCAAAUCUUAUGGAGACAUCAGUGCAGGAGUUCUCCCAAAGCCAUAAGUAUAAGCAUACUGAAAGCAGUAAGUUGGAUUCUUCAAAUGUAACUUUACAAGCUCUCAGAAUUAAAAAGCUGGUUCCAAAUCCAAACAAGAUACGGAAACCCCCCAAAAAUAAAAAAGCUGCUUCAAAAUAACUUACUUCAGUACUGGUCUUUACAGUGGGAGUAAAGUAACUUGUAUGCAGUAUUGGAAACUGCCCCAUGUAACUAAGUUAUAAUACUUUUAAAUGUCAUGACUUCAGAUGUAAAGCCAUUUGACCAAUAGAAGAUGAACUCUACUAAUAUGUUACAUUCUCUUAUGAAAUUUUUGUUCUGACAUUAAAGCAUACAACCUUUAAAAUUGUG
Messenger RNA from Pelodiscus sinensis (Chinese soft-shelled turtle), 1368 nucleotides. The record is from RefSeq and is a predicted model, not a curated record. NCBI's taxonomy places the organism in Eukaryota, Metazoa, Chordata, Testudines, Trionychidae.